Microplitis demolitor is the source of this 821-nucleotide messenger RNA. It is a transcript of the gene eIF4E4, whose product is annotated as eukaryotic translation initiation factor 4E-1A. Gene Ontology annotation, cellular component: eukaryotic translation initiation factor 4F complex; cytoplasm. The coding region runs from base 72 to 719 and encodes 215 amino acids. The transcript has 4 exons. Gene Ontology annotation, molecular function: RNA 7-methylguanosine cap binding; translation initiation factor activity. NCBI's taxonomy places the organism in Eukaryota, Metazoa, Arthropoda, Insecta, Hymenoptera, Braconidae. Gene Ontology annotation, biological process: translational initiation. The record is from RefSeq and is a predicted model, not a curated record.
UGUCAGUUGAAAAAUUAUCGUCAAGCUGUUCGGUUGUUAAAUAAAGUUUGUGCGACUCGUAUAAAAACAAAAUGUUUGCAGCAAAAAAUUAUGUAUGGAGAUGUGAGGAAAUGGAAAAAAAGGAACAGGAAUCCACUAACCUGGAAGAGUAUCCACCAGAGCUUCUGAUCAAACAUCCUCUUCAGCACACAUGGACUUUGUGGUAUUACGAACCUGAUAAACAAAAAUCUUGGGAGGAAAGUCAAAGAGAAAUCACGAGCUUUGACACUGCUGAAGAUUUUUGGAGUUUAUACAAUCAUAUUAAACCCGCUUCUGAGUUGAGACAAGGGUGUGAUUACAGUAUGUUCAAACAAGGCAUUCGGCCUAUGUGGGAAGAUGAAGCCAAUAAACAUGGAGGAAGAUGGCUCAUGACAUUAGAAAGGAAACAAAGAACCUCUGAUCUUGAUCAUUUUUGGCUUGAAAUUCUACUAUGUAUGAUUGGUGAAGCAUUCAAUGAACACUCUGAUGAUGUUUGUGGUGCAGUAGUUAAUGUUAGACCUAAAACUGACAAAUUAGGAAUUUGGACCGCCGAUUCUAGCCGAGCAACAAGUGUCAUUGAAAUUGGAAAAAAACUUAAAGAAAGAUUACGAAUUUCGCCAAAACAAAUAAUAGGAUAUCAAGUACACAAAGAUGUUAUGGUAAAAGCUGGAAGCAUCACUAAAAAUACUUAUCAAGUUUAAUUUUUUUUCAUUGAAUUUAUAUUUAAUUCACUUUCAUAUUUAAUUAUUCAUUUGCACUUAUAUGAAAUUUCAUUAGAUAGUUGGACAAAAAAACUAACAAAA